AACGUCAGCGGCAGCACGACACCAACUCGGGAAGGAUGAAGCCGACGCCGUCCACCCGUCUGGCGUGUGUGGUCCUGUCAUUUGCGCGUGCUACAGGUUUCGUGUCUGGACCAACGGCGGCCAGCGUUUCUGCUCGGGUGCCAUGGGCGGGAGCACGAGCACGUGGUGGUGCAUCGUCAUCGUCUCUCUCGUCGUCGUCAUCACAUCAUGAUCGUCGGCAUGCACGAGCAGGGGCAGGUAACCGCGAAGCACGAGGGAAAGCUCUCCGAAUGGUGGCUGCUCCGGAGAUGCCCAAGACAAACGUGCCGGGAACAGCGGACAUGGACUGGGAGAAUCUUGGCUUCGAGUAUAGAGAUGUCAACAGCCACGUCAAGUUCACGUUCAAGAACGGUGCCUGGGAUGAGGGGGAGAUGGUGAAGGACCCUUACGUCAAAGUCCACAUCGCCAACACCGCGUUGCAUUACGGGCAGUCGGUGUUCGAGGGGCUCAAGGCUUUCCACGGCAAGGACGGAAGCGUGAAGCUGUUCCGGCCGGACGAGAACGCGAAGCGCAUCCGGGCGAGCGCGGAGCGUAUCCUGAUGGAGCCGCCACCGGCCGAUUUGUUCAUCAAGGCUUGCAAGAUGGCCGUCAAGGCGAACAUGGAGUACGUUCCCCCGUAUGGGUCUGAGGGGGCGCUGUACCUGCGACCUCUCCUCUUCGGGACAGGCGCGCGGAUCGGUCUCCAGCCGUCGGACGAGUACACUCUACUCGUCAUGGCGAUCCCCGUGGGGAACUACUACAAGGGCGGCUUCAAGCCGACGACAGCGGUGGUGAUCGAGGACUACGACCGGGCGGCCCCCAAGGGUGUCGGCGCCGUCAAGGUGGCCGGCAACUACGCGGCGGACAUGAUGCCGAACAUGCUGGCCAAGCAGGCCGGCUACCCUAUCGGACUGUACCUGGAUGCCAAGACGAACACGCUCGUCGAGGAAUUCUCUACCUCCAACUUCUUCGCGGUGACGGAGGACAACAAGUUUGUGACUCCCGACAGUCCUGCCGUGCUGCCGUCCAUCACCAACAAGUCCCUCAUGCAACUAGCCGAGGACGAAGGCAUGGUCGUCGAGCACAGGCCGGUGCCGUUUGACGAGGUGUCCUCCUUCAAGGAGGUGGCGGCCUGCGGGACAGCCGUGGUGAUGACCACCAUCAAGCAGAUCGUCAAGGGUGGCGAGAUCAUCAGCAUCAACGGCGGGUCGGACGAGACAGGGCCGGUUUGCCAGGCCUUGUAUGACAGGGUCCGGGGAGUGCAGGCGGGCGAGCUUGAGGACAAGUUCGGGUGGAUGAUGCCCGUCUAAAUUGCUCAACGUUCAUGCGACGGUUUUGGACAGCGCCCUGGAAGACAAACGGUUCUUUAUGAAGGGAAACAUGUUACGAGAUAUUUAUAUAAAAAGGGGGUGUUGUUACACAAAUCCGAGAGCCUUACGAGAGUUUUUUCGGCUUUCGAUUCUCCAAGGAGUAGCUGCCUGGGUUUCGAUCGCAUCCCCCUCAACAGCCACGAUUUUUGUUGUGCGUGACGAUAUGGGGGUGCCGUAGUGUGUGUAUCCCCUCCCCCCCCCCCCCUUGUAUUGACCCCCUUCGUCUCGGUUCACGGACGAACGGGAUCCCUCAAGAGAUCACUCGCUGUGCAGACGUCGUGGUGUGGACUUGAGUACUGUUUUAGUCGGGUAUCUUUGUGUUGUCCAGCAUGAAGAGCUUGUAAGCGUCUCUGCACACACACACUCAUCAUACGCCGGAACAAAGCGAAAUGGGGCUGCAAAUGCCGUCACGAUCACUACCGUGUGUUUUGGUGUCAAGGGUCUUGACGACAGGAGGGGCAAUGGGGUCACAUUCACAUUCACGGAUUGGGUGUAGUAAUCCCGCCCUGUGUUUGGCCAGGUCCUCUCGUCACAAUCCCGCCUCAUCUACUCCACAGCUGUUCGAUGGAAUUUUCGUCCUUUUAGGCCUCUCUUCGAAGAUCUACUUCUUCAAGAUAGCGGCAGGUAGUGUAGUUGUAUGUAGUAGAGGGAAGGGGGGUUUCGCGCGAGCCGCUGAAGAAGAAAUUGGGUUGGAUUGGAUUGCUAAGGGUACGUUGCGUUUGCUUUUAUCUCCGUUUCGUGAUGUUUGUUCGGCAGUCGUUGCCCUAUGGUUCGGAGGAGGGCAUCAGCAUUGGUUCAUACCUCACAAGUCUGUGUUUUUGUGUUGUUGUCGGCGAGCGUGCGUUGUGCGUGUACGAAAACGGCCUACUUGGUGGUGUUUCGAGUCUCACCCCAGUACCAACGACCGAACAUGACUCGGGAUGCUGCCUAGACUUGACUCGGGAGAUUCAAUGUUCAUGAUUGUUUGCUCGUCUAAGUGGCGCUGUGUCCCCCUGCGGGUUCCCUUGAAAGGAGGAAGUGUGCUACCAUGGUACAUAACGGUGUGUGUUUUUCGUCCCAUCAAUGCGGUAGAACCAGUGAGCAAAACGAGUCGAUGUUGCUGUAAAACAGGUAUCGAAAAAGUGUC
This is a messenger RNA of Ectocarpus siliculosus, 2514 nucleotides long. The record is from the annotation of a GenBank genome assembly. Lineage: Eukaryota; Phaeophyceae; Ectocarpales; Ectocarpaceae.